Molecule: messenger RNA, 578 nt
Organism: Dicentrarchus labrax (European seabass)
Lineage: Eukaryota; Metazoa; Chordata; Actinopteri; Moronidae
Product: histone H2A-like
Exons: 1
Coding region: 40-426 (128 amino acids)
Cellular component (GO): nucleosome
Molecular function (GO): structural constituent of chromatin; protein heterodimerization activity; DNA binding
Source: RefSeq, a predicted model, not a curated record
CAUUCUCCUUUCGACUCUGACUCGAGAAAUAACCUGAAAAUGUCUGGACGUGGAAAGACCGGAGCCGGAAAGGCCAGAGCAAAGGCAAAGAGCCGUUCAUCCCGUGCUGGACUCCAGUUCCCCGUCGGCCGUGUCCACAGGCUGCUGAGGAAGGGAAACUACGCUCAGCGUGUCGGUGCCGGAGCUCCGGUGUACCUGGCCGCCGUGCUGGAGUACCUCACCGCUGAGAUCCUGGAGUUGGCCGGAAACGCCGCCCGUGACAACAAGAAGACCAGAAUCAUCCCCCGCCAUCUGCAGCUGGCCGUCCGCAACGACGAGGAGUUGAACAAACUGCUCGGUGGAGUCACCAUCGCUCAGGGAGGCGUCCUGCCCAACAUCCAGGCCGUCCUGCUGCCCAAGAAGACCGAGAAGGUCGCCAAGAAGUAAAUACCCGGAUCCGACUUGAACACAACACAACGGCUCUUUUAAGAGCCACACACUCCUAACUAACGAGACAGUUCCUCUUGAUUAUCAGUGACUAUUACUGAAAGUUAUCAAUGAUAUGAAUAACAGCCACUAUAUAUAAAUACUUUAUUUAU